UCCCAACCAUUCGCCUUCAACAGCCUACUUAAAGACUGCUUCUAAACAAGCUAGCGUAUAUGUGAACAAAACAUACAGUAUCUCAAAUCUAUCAGAGCUUCAAUCCUUCUAUUCGUCCUAUUACUACCUUUCCCAAUCCUUAAUUUCUUUGCUAGCUUAGCUUCUUCAAAAACCUAAGGCUUAUUUAAUUUCUAGUACGUCUUGUUGUCCUACCUUCAAUAAUCUUCUUGUUUCAUCACUUACGUUGCCAAUUAUAUUCCUUCAACUCCAUCCCCUACCUUUUCAAUGGAAGGCCAAGAUCUGAGUCUUCGAGUUGCCUCAUUUUCUUGUUACCUCAACCCCGAAGAUAGCUUCGUGCAGAAGAUCUGGCCGGGAUCAUCCUCAAACCUUAAAAUCUCCAAAACAAACAACGCUGCAGGCGGCCUUCGAGUGAACAACAAUAAUAAUUUCACGUUCAACAACGCGGCCUCGUCGCGCCCGGUUCAAGAUCCUACCGUCGCAUUUAUUCUCCCCGGCCACCACCAACCACCGUCGACGAAAAAAGACGCCGCCCAAGUUACCAUCUUCAAGGCAGAUAAGUACUUCAAUACCACCACCUCGGAUUAUGCCACUGUCCCUGGAGGGAUCAAGUACGCAAACCCACAAGGCCAAGGGGAUUAUUUCAAGUCUGCAACGCCUAGUUUGUGCUCAGAAUCAAGUAGCCAAAUGGUGCUUUUACCAAACAUCAUCAAACAUAAUAAGAAGGGCAUUGGACGGAGGCUUUUCUUGGGUUUGGGUUUUGGCUGCCGAGGUCCUUGUUCCGACAAUAAAGCCGUUUUCAUUAGCCACUCAAAAGGAACGGAACAUUUCGCGACGAAUUCUGGGCAUUUCAGGGAAGAAAAUGGCAUGGGAGGAGGAGAGCCUGCAAGAAAAUCAUUGGAAGUUUUUGGGGCUGAUAAAAAGGGUGGCAUGGCAGGCAACUUAGAAAGGAAACUAUCAAUGUUAACCUGGGAUGCCAUACCACCAAAUACUCAUCAAAACAAUCCUCCUCCCAUGACUCCCACUGCCACAAUUAGUAACACUAUUUGCGACGAUCGGGCUAGCGAUGCGAGUUCUGAUCUAUUCGAAAUAGAGGAUAUUUCUAGCACCGCCGGGCACGGAUAUGGAGCUUGCCGGACGGCGGGUUACACUACCUCUGCCUCUGGGUGCUCAUCUCCGACUCACUACGCGCCUAGCGAGGCUAGCAUCCAGUGGAGCGUCGUCACGGCCAGCGCCGCCGAUUAUGCCUCCGAUUAUUGUGACGAAAAGUGUUAUAGCAUUGCCGCUGUUCAUGAUACAAUUCAUCCUAGAGCCGUCGCGAAAGCCAAGAAUACUACUGCCACGGCCAAAUCGUCGCUUAAAAGCCGUAGUUCCGGCGGGCUCUUAGGGUGUAACAGCUACAAGGCCGUAAGUGUGGCCAACACUGCCGAUCAUCAACUACCAAAGCUGCUAGGAAACCAUACACAAUUAUCGUAUGCUAGAAAUGUUUGAUCUAUAUUUUACAACUAUAUAUUUUAUAUGAGCGAUGCAAUGCCC
Molecule: messenger RNA, 1554 nt
Organism: Ipomoea nil (Japanese morning glory)
Lineage: Eukaryota; Viridiplantae; Streptophyta; Magnoliopsida; Solanales; Convolvulaceae
Product: protein PHYTOCHROME KINASE SUBSTRATE 3-like
Exons: 1
Coding region: 286-1509 (407 amino acids)
Biological process (GO): phototropism
Source: RefSeq, a predicted model, not a curated record